CAAAAUAAAAAGAAAAAGACAACUCAAAAGUAUAUCUGUUUCUGAAAGCGGUUAGGACAUAGUUGCGUGAUAUGAAAACCAUACAUACGACGUAAAAGAAAAAUCAAACAUGGAAAUUUGUAAAUUUCUGAAACUAGUAUUAAAAAAAACUGAAAUGUAUCCCACGGUAGGAAGUAGGAACACGAUUAAGCGAGACGUAACAUAUCUAUUGACAAUCGUAACUUUAUAUAUAUGUAUAAAAUACAGUUUUCCAAAAAGAAAUACUAAAUAUAGUUUAACUUCAUAGAAAAAUACAAAAAAUAGUAUACUACCAUGAAUGGUGCACAAGAAACUUCCUCUCAACUUACUUUGUAUUCUUCUUUCUUAUAUUAAGUUUCUAUGUAAGUUUCAUCUUUUCCUAUCCGUCCUAAUCUCUUCUUGCAACUGCAACUUCCUCAGUUUUGCAUCUCCACCUAAAACUCCGUCCACAUUGACUAUAUAUAUAACCUUAUAACACAAUUCAUAUCUCCCACAUCUCUUCGAAAACAUUUACUUCAUUCAUUUGCUAAGCUUUUUAGUUUAAGAAUCUAACAAAAGUUAUGACUGCAAACCACUUGUACUGUCUUAUAACCAUGGAAAAGAGUUCCUUGUCCCAAUGCAAACACUCUUCUUCUUCUUCUUUCCUGGUGGAAUUUUUCCUGAUCGGUUUUUUCAGAUGGGUUUCUUUCGCUCAGAUCUUUUUCUCCAGGUUCUGUCAUCUUCCUCAACACCAGCAUUGUGUUUCGGAGAAGAAGAGCAAAGAUCUUGAAAUCCAGAGUUUGAUCAAAUAUGGUAAUGGUCUUUGUAUAGAAGAUGCAGAGAUGGUGAUGCAAAGCUUAGGACUUUUCACCGACCAAGAAAGCGAGGGACUUCAGAAACAUUACAGUUCAGAGGAACUAUCGAAUCUGUUUGAAGAGCAAGAACCGAGUUUGGAGGAAGUGAAGCAAGCUUUUGAUGUCUUUGAUGAAAACAGAGAUGGGUUUCUUGAUCCCAUAGAUCUGCAGAGAGUUUUGUCAAUCCUUGGUUUAAAGCAAGGAUCUAACCUUGAGAACUGCAGAAGAAUGAUCAGAUCAUUCGAUGGAAACAAAGAUGGAAGAAUCGAUUUCCAUGGAUUUGUGAAAUUCAUGGAGAACAACUUCUGCUGAAAUCAUAGUUUCUGGAGUAAGAAUCUAUCAACUUCUGUUUUUGUUAAUGUUGUUGUCGCAUUACCUUUUUGUAAAAUAUUACUAUAACUUUAAUAAUUAUCA
This is a messenger RNA of Brassica napus (rape), 1265 nucleotides long. Its product is annotated as probable calcium-binding protein CML46. The record is from RefSeq and is a predicted model, not a curated record. The transcript has a single exon. Gene Ontology annotation, molecular function: calcium ion binding. Lineage: Eukaryota; Viridiplantae; Streptophyta; Magnoliopsida; Brassicales; Brassicaceae. Bases 579 to 1163 code for a protein of 194 amino acids.